UUCACAUGAAAGCACCGAAUCAAGUAAACACGUUUGUGAUGUUAUUUAAAUCGAAUUGUUUUUUCUUUUGAGUUGAUUUUAUGUGAAUUUUUGUUUAUAAUUCUGAUAAAUUUUGUGUGAAUAAUUUAUCUGGAGAAUGAAUUUCAACGAGUUGUCACUACCUCAAGCAAAAAAAUGUUCGGCCGACUCGAGUUUACGAGCAUUUCCAAUUGACCGUAUACCAAAAAUCGACGAUGAAAAACCAUUUACGGGUAUUUUUAAUGGAUUGAGCGUGGAAAUUAGUGAUUCGGAUGUAAUAAAACAUCUUUUUUCAAACGGUUGCUUUGGACUCAGUACAAAAACAAAAAAUACACCACAGUCACUUUUCGCUCUUCCCCGAAUGCAAAAUGUGAGCCAAUGCCAAUAUGUACAGAAGUUUGCAUGGAAUGCUAAUUUCACAAAUCGAAAUCCGGAUCUGGUAAUGAUAAAUCUAUUGGCACCCGCCGAAAGAUCAGAAACAAAUCAUUUGAAACACAAAAGUGUGGAAGAAACGUCCAUUGACUGUGAGAAUAUUGGAAAUGAAGAUGAACGCGAUGACUUUGAAGACAAUGGAGAUGAAAAUAUUGAAGAUGAAAAUACCAUCGAUCAAACCAUGGAAAAUGUACUUGAAAAGACAGAACCAAUGGAAAUUUCAAGAAAGAGUGAGCCGGAACCUAAUUUGGUGGCUGAUCCAUUUCCAAUUGAAGAAUAUCUUGCUUUAUUUCCGGAGGAAGCAUUCUUGUUGCAUUAUUCAUUGCGAUGCUUGAAAAUUCUCAACUUCGAGCAAACACAUGAAUUCACCACCGAAGAAUUACUGGAAAAGUUCUGUGACAUGAACCCGAAAUUCAUCGAACGAUUUAUUGCUUAUCACUACUAUCGCAGCAAGAAUUGGGUCGUUAAAGGCGGACUGAAGUUUGGCGGAGAUUUUCUUCUGUAUUACAAAGGGCCAUCAUACUAUCAUGCAAGCUAUGUGGUGUUGGUGAAUGACAGUGAAGAUGAAGUGAAUCAAUUGGACAUGCAAUCAAAUUACCGUGUAUCUGACUCAACGAAAAAAGAACUGAUAAUUGCAACAAUAACCCGACCAAAAAAUCUCGAAUAUUCCAGUCGAACGGAGUGUCUGAAUCGAUUGAACGAGUUUCAAAUCACCGAAAUUAUACCAAAACGUCUCACAAUCAAUCAAUUAGCCUGACAUACAGUUGUUUUUGGUGUUGAUUUUUGACUGUGAUAAAUUUCAAUAAAAUAAAAUUCAAUUUUUAUCAAAAUAGCACA
Contarinia nasturtii (swede midge) is the source of this 1287-nucleotide messenger RNA. It is a transcript of the gene Tsen2, whose product is annotated as tRNA-splicing endonuclease subunit Sen2. NCBI's taxonomy places the organism in Eukaryota, Metazoa, Arthropoda, Insecta, Diptera, Cecidomyiidae. The record is from RefSeq and is a predicted model, not a curated record. The coding region runs from base 137 to 1207 and encodes 356 amino acids. Gene Ontology annotation, cellular component: tRNA-intron endonuclease complex. Gene Ontology annotation, molecular function: tRNA-intron lyase activity; nucleic acid binding. Gene Ontology annotation, biological process: tRNA-type intron splice site recognition and cleavage; tRNA splicing, via endonucleolytic cleavage and ligation. The transcript is spliced from 2 exons.